AUGUCUAUGAUCACAGCAACCGCAUGGGUUCCUCGGGGCUUUGCAGCUCCUUUUCCAACAAAAUAUAACUUUGAUGAAGAAGAAUUUCAGCGAAUUGCGGAUCUUGCGAAGUUACAAUUGGAUGAUGCGAACGAUGAUUUGGAAGAAGCGCAAAAUGAAGCAGAAAAUGGCGCAGAUCCAGAUGCUAUGGUCGAUGAUGAAGGUUCAGAUGACGAUGAAGCGCCUAAAGGAGUGAAAUCAACAGCUGAUGAGGAUGACGAUUUAAAAGAAUACGAUUUGGAUCAUUAUGAUGAUGAGGUUGAAGAAGACAAGAAUGGUGGUGAGGGAAUGGCUAUGUUUGGAAAUGUCAAAUCACUUGCAUAUCACGAAUCGAAUGAGGAAGAUCCAUAUAUUACAAUGGCAGGAAACGCAGAGGAUGAAGAUGAGGACAGGGAAGAACUUCAAAUAUUGGCAACAGACAACAUGCUGCUGGCGGCAAAGAUAGAAGAUGAAAUCGCACAUCUUGAAGUAUAUGUUUACGAAGAUGGAGCUGAUAAUCUUUACGUACAUCACGAUAUUAUGUUACCGGCAAUACCUCUUUGUGUAGAAUGGCUCGAUUUGCCUGUUGGAAAGCCAAGUGUGGACAAGGACUCGAGGGCAAAUUUCGUUGCUGUUGGAACAUUCGACCCGGAUAUUGAGAUUUGGGAUUUAGAUACAGUUGAUUGCAUGUAUCCUAAUGCUAUCCUGGGGCAAGGUGGACAAAACAAAGGUGGAGAUGAAGGGGCUAAGAAAAAGAAGAAGAACAAGAAGUCGAAGAAAGCCAAUGACGAAUUUCACGUGGAUGCAGUUCUUUCAUUAGCUGCCAAUAGACAUCACCGAAACUUAUUGGCAUCCUCAUCUGCGGAUAAGACGGUCAAACUCUGGGAUUUACACACCACCACAUGUGCCAAGUCAUACACACAUCACACAGACAAAGUAUGUUCAUUAGCAUGGCAUCCAAAGGAAUCUACCGUUCUCCUGAGUGGUAGUUAUGAUAGAACAGUGGUAGCAGCAGAUAUGAGAGCGCCAGAUGCGAAGGCACCUCGAUGGGGAGUCGAAAGUGACGUCGAGAAUGUCCGAUGGGAUCCUCACGACUCAAACUACUUUUACGUCUCCACUGAGAGUGGUGUCAUUCAUUUCCACGAUAUCAGAAAAGCUCCAGCGAACCCAAGUGCUACUAAGCCAGUAUGGAUGCUCCAAGCACAUGACGACUCCGUUUCGUCCUUUGACAUAAACCCUACCAUUCCCGGAUUCUUGGCUACUGGAUCAGGAGAUAAGCAAGUUAAACUUUGGAACAUUCAACCCACCGGACCUACAAUGGUUGUAUCACGAGACUUGGAUGUUGGAAAGGUUUUCUCAACCACCUUUGCACCAGAUGAAGAAGUCAGUUUCCGACUGGCAGUCGCAGGUAGCAAGGGACUCGUGCAAGUCUGGGAUUGCAGUACUAACCCUGGUGUACGACGCGCAUUUGCGGAUAGAGUGGCACCUGUUGAGGGAGAGAUUAAGGAAAGAUUAGUGGGUGUACAAAAUGAUAGCGAGUCGGAAGAUGAUGAAGAGCUUUCCGAGGCAGAGGGAGGUGAAGUUGAAUCUAUGGAUGAGGAUGAUUAA
Molecule: messenger RNA, 1626 nt
Organism: Botrytis porri
Lineage: Eukaryota; Fungi; Ascomycota; Leotiomycetes; Helotiales; Sclerotiniaceae
Exons: 2
Coding region: 1-1626 (541 amino acids)
Biological process (GO): rRNA processing
Cellular component (GO): nucleus
Molecular function (GO): protein binding
Source: RefSeq, a predicted model, not a curated record